Vigna unguiculata (cowpea) is the source of this 1399-nucleotide messenger RNA. RefSeq names its product nudix hydrolase 2-like. The record is from RefSeq and is a predicted model, not a curated record. Lineage: Eukaryota; Viridiplantae; Streptophyta; Magnoliopsida; Fabales; Fabaceae. Gene Ontology annotation, molecular function: NADH pyrophosphatase activity; NAD binding; ADP-ribose diphosphatase activity.
UCAAUUCAAAAAUUGCGUGGUGGGUGUGGGCUUUCUCUUAAUCAUAUCUCAUACUUUCACAUUUUUGGUUAGUCUAAUUGAGACUCAUUCAGGUUAUUGACAUGGAUUGUUAGCAUAGCAGGGCAAGCCAAAACAAUCUCCUCUGACCGAACAUUCAACGGAAAAUGGGCUGCGGAGACUGACCCUUUGUUUUCACUCUGGGUGGUGUUCCCUUUUUAUAGGGAAUUCAAGCUUAAUAGUUUUAUUCCCUUGGCAGUUAACAUCAGAGAGCGGCAACCCUUGUUCCUGUUCCAUCCAUGUCAACCUCGAUAGAUUCAUCCCUUACAGAAGCACAGAUGACUGCAGAAGAUCAAGUUCCAAAGAUUGAACUGCUAACAUGGACCAAUGAUGAGUAUGAUGGUGUUAUUGUGGAAAUGGACAAGCCUAUGGAUUCUGCAACCUUUUUGUCUAUCCUCAGAGCUUCAAUUUCACACUGGAAACAGCUGGGCAAGAAGGGUGUUUGGAUAAAAUUGCCUAUUUAUCUGGCCAGUCUAGUUGAAGCUCUAGUUCAGGAAGGAUUUUGGUAUCACCAUGCAGAACGAAAAUAUUUAAUGCUUGUAUAUUGGAUUCCUGAUUCUCCAGAUACUAUUCCAGCAAAUGCCACACAUCGCGUGGGUGUCGGAUCAUUUGUUGUAAAUGAAAAACAAGAGGUCCUAGUGGUUCAAGAAAAGACUGGACAUUUUCAAGGAACUGGAGUCUGGAAAUUCCCUACUGGCGUUGUUGAUGAGGGAGAAGAUAUUUGUGCAGCAGCAGUGAGAGAGGUCAAAGAAGAAACAGGAGUUGAUGCUGAAUUUCUGGAAGUAUUGGCAUUCAGACAAAGUCACAUGUCAUUUUUUGAGAAGUCAGAUCUGUUCUUUGUGUGCUUGCUGCGCCCUCUUUCUCCUGACAUUCAAAUACAGGAGCUAGAGAUAGAGGCUGCAAAGUGGAUGCCAUUUGAUGAAUACGCAGCCCAGCCAAUUAUGGAAAAGUAUGAGCUUAUGAAGUACAUCAAUAAUAUAUACUUAGCAAAGAUUGAUGGGCAAUAUUCUGGAUUUACUCCUGUAUCUACUGCGCCAAACUUCUCUAAGAAAAAUAUCUAUCUUUAUUUGAAUGCUGGUGGCCUGAAGAAGAGCAAUUCUUGACAAAGAUUUAUGCAAUUACAAAGGAUUAAAUCUCAACAACUCAUUAUUGUUUGAUUUAUUGUGUGAACAACAAUGUAGAUCUACAUUAGGAAAUUAUGUUUACAUUAGUUGAAUAAGACUGUAAGAGUAAAAGAAUGAGCCAGAAACAAGUUUAUUUAAGCCUGAUUCAGCAAGCCUUUAAUUCAAGAAACAAUUGAUGUGAUAAUGAAAUUGAAGAUGGUUUAAGAAAAAUACUGAUU